UAUAAGACAAUACACAUACAGUAAUGUGUGUUUUAGUCUCAGUUUUCUGUUUAUCUUGUAAAGAUGGAGAAAUAUUUAAGCGUGAAAGAUUUAGAAAAUGCAGCUAUUGAGUUGCUGCCUAAAACGGCAAGAGAUUACUAUAAGAGUGGUGCAACCGAGGAACAGACAUUAACCGAAAACAGAAAAGCUUUUCAAAGGUUACGUAUACGGCCAAAAUGUUUAAUAGGGGUAGAUAGUACAGAUCUACGCACCACCGUGUUGGGACAUGAAGUUUCUAUGCCUGUAGGCAUAUCUCCUACUGCUAUGCAACGAAUGGCACAUCCUGAUGGAGAGCUUGCUAAUGUUAAAGCUGCACAAGCGGAGAAAACGAUUUAUACACUUAGUACAAUAGCUACAAGUUCCAUAGAAGAAGUUGCAGAAGCUGCCCCCCAUGGAAUUAAAUGGUUUCAAUUAUACAUUUAUAAUGAUAGAGAUGUUACAAAAAAAUUGGUGUUACGAGCGGAAAAGGCAGGGUACAAAGCAAUCGCCCUAACUGUGGAUACUCCGUUAUUUGGGAUUCGAAGAGCUGAUGUUCGAAAUCGAUUUACUUUACCUCCACAUUUAAAACUUGCAAAUUUUGAGGGUGAACUAGCAAAUAAAAUAAAUAGAUCAGACAGUGGAAGCGGUUUAACAGAGUAUGUUAAAAAUUUAUUUGAUAAAUCCUUAACAUGGAAUGAAAUAAAAUGGUUAAGAAGCAUUACUAAGCUACCUAUAAUAGCUAAAGGUAUUUUGCGAGGUGACGAUGCUAUAAAAGCUAUCGAAGCUGGAUGCUCUGCUAUUCUGGUUUCAAAUCACGGUGCGAGACAACUAGAUGGAGUGCCAGCAACGAUUGAAGUUUUACCUGAAAUUGUUGAAGCUGUAAAAGACUACAACGUCGAAGUGUACUUAGAUGGAGGUGUUACGACGGGUACAGAUGUGUAUAAAGCACUAGCACUUGGAGCGAAAAUGGUUUUUGUCGGACGUCCUGCGCUGUGGGGCCUAGCAGUAGGUGGUCAAGCAGGUGUGCAGAGGAUGUUAAGCAUAUUACGUAAUGAACUUGAACAUACUUUCCAAAUAGCAGGGACUCCUACCGUUGCUGAUAUCACAAAAGAUAUGGUUCGCCAUGAAUCAGCUUAUUCUAAACUAUAGUGUUAAAGAAGUUAGCCAGUUAUGCAACCAUAUUAAUAAUUUGAAUUGAAAUAUUGUAAAGAUUGUAAAAU
Messenger RNA from Galleria mellonella (greater wax moth), 1238 nucleotides. RefSeq names its product 2-Hydroxyacid oxidase 1 (gene Hao). Bases 64 to 1167 code for a protein of 367 amino acids. The record is from RefSeq and is a predicted model, not a curated record. Gene Ontology annotation, molecular function: FMN binding; oxidoreductase activity. Lineage: Eukaryota; Metazoa; Arthropoda; Insecta; Lepidoptera; Pyralidae. The transcript is spliced from 9 exons.